Molecule: messenger RNA, 3874 nt
Organism: Zea mays
Lineage: Eukaryota; Viridiplantae; Streptophyta; Magnoliopsida; Poales; Poaceae
Product: probable methyltransferase PMT26
Exons: 6
Coding region: 447-3569 (1040 amino acids)
Cellular component (GO): trans-Golgi network; cytoplasm; endosome
Molecular function (GO): methyltransferase activity
Source: RefSeq, a predicted model, not a curated record
CCAUGAAACCGGGGAGAGACGCUCGUGGUCGCCUCCAUUUCUCCUCACUUGCCGCUACCUAGCAUCGCAUCCCCUCCACCCAAGCUCGAUCGAUGACCAAUAAAAGAAGCUUGAGAUCGGCUCCUGCAUGGCCGGUUGCGUGUCGCUGGGGGAAAUAGAAUAGAAAGAGGCUAGAUUUGAGGUCGCUGCGUUCUCACCACCCUCUCCACUUCUGAAUUGAAGAACCUACGAUCCGUUCCACAACCGGGCAGCGGUUUGUUCCGUGCUGCAAAUUAGAUCGAGAGGCCAUCUUCUUCAUCUCAGAGUUUCGCCGUCGGUUGGUUCCCGGAGCCGCGCCAUUUCUCGACCCAAUUUUGUUUCAGGUUUCAUUGACGACGUUGCAGUGCUCAGGCAGUGUGAUCCCGGACUGUGCAUGAGCUAGCUGAAAAGGGAAGGGGAUUCCAGAGAUGCCGUUGUUCGAACGGGAUCGCUACCAGAGGCUGGACGGCGUGGGCGCCCGGAGGCCGCCGCCGCCGCCGUCGUCGUUCUGCUCGUCGGCAACCGUCGUCGUCUUCGUGGCGCUCUGCCUCGUCGCCGCGUGGAUGAUGGCGUCGUCCAACAACAUCGCCGUCACCGUAACGCCAGAGAACAACUCGGGGGCCAAGGACCAGGACGGGUCCGUCGACGUUGGCGGCGACACGCGGCAGGCGAGCGACGAGGUGGCGGACACUGGCAGCGGCACGCAGUCGACGGAGGUGAGUGGGGACGCAGGCAAGAAAGAUGAUCGUAGCGGUGGCGACGCUUCGCAGACGAAGGAGGACGCUGAUGGGGACACCGACAACAAAGAUGGUGGCGACGCUUCGCAGACGAAGGAAGGCGCUGAUGGCGACACCGGCAACAACAAGGACGACGGCGCUGGCGCCACGCAGACGGCCGAACCUGUCACUACUGUCGGCAACGACGUCAACCAGAGCGACGUCACGGGGAGAACGGAUGCGACAGCCAACGGCACUACCAGAGGCACGGACGCAGAGGACUCCGGAGAGCCAGACAGCGGCACCGUUGCCGAGGGCGACACACCGGCCAGGAACCAGACUUUCUCCGACGAGAACGGCAAGACGGAGGGCGGCGAGGUGGCGAAGCCGGAGGACCCCGACAAAAAAGUCGAGCAGAGCGCCGAGCAGACGGCGAUCGAUGGCAACACUACCACAAGCGGACAGGAUCAGGACGAGAACAACACCGACAAGAACACCAACGAAACCGGCGGCCAGGCUGACAAGAGGGAGGAGGAGGCGUCCACUGACGACAAGAGCACCGGCGGCCAGGCUGACAACACUACUGUACAAGAGGCAUCCACCACUGACGAUAACAGCACCGGCGGCCAGGCUAACAAUAGCACCAAGGAGACACCGACAGAGUCAAAAGAGACCGUUGGCGGUGACGACGGCACGGCCCAGAGCCAGACGAGCUUCGACGACAUGAAUGGCAGUACGAACGACUCGCAGCCCAUGAAAGAAGACGGGAAGGUCGCCGAGAAUAGCUCCGAUGAAACUGCCAGCGGCGGCAAGGUGGAAAGCACAGACGACGACGCGACAACCGGCGCGGCGUCAAACAACGCAACUUCCGGAGGCCAGAACGUCGCGGCCGAGACCAUGGCAUUUGCAGCCGCGGAUGAUGGCGCCAACGGCAACAUCACUGAAAACAGCUACGCAACGAACAGCAGCGCCACGACUGAAGGGAAGAUACCGACGGUUGGAGAAGGAGACGCGGCAGAGAAAGCCGACCUGCUGCCGAGCGGGCAGGCGGAGCUGCUGAACGAGACGGCGUCGGCGGUGGCGGAGAACGGCGCGUUCCCGACCCAGGCGGCGGAAUCGAGCGAGGAGAAGGAGGCGCUCGCAGGCAAGAACAAGAAGAAGAACCAGAAGAAAAAGAAGCAGAAGAGCAAGGACCAGGGCGCCGCCUCUGGCGAGACGGCGGAGGGGAAGGAGACGUACGCCCACACCUGGAAGCUCUGCAACGCGAGCACCGGCGCGGACUACAUCCCGUGCCUGGACAACGAGGCGGCCAUCAAGAAGCUCAAGAGCACCAAGCACUACGAGCACCGGGAGCGGCACUGCCCCGCCGACGCGCCGGCGUGCCUCGUACCGCUCCCGGAGGGCUACCGGCAGCCGAUCCCGUGGCCAUACAGCCGCGACAAGAUCUGGUACCACAACGUGCCGCACACUAUGCUGGCGUCCUUCAAGGGGCACCAGAACUGGGUGAAGGUCUCCGGCGAGCACCUGACGUUCCCCGGCGGCGGCACGCAGUUCAAGCACGGCGCGCUGCACUACAUCGAGGUGAUCGAGGAGGCGCUCCCGGAGGUGGCGUGGGGCCGCCGCAGCCGCGUGGUGCUCGACGUCGGCUGCGGCGUCGCCAGCUUCGGCGGCUUCCUGUUCGACAAGGACGCGCUGACCAUGUCGUUCGCGCCCAAGGACGAGCACGAGGCGCAGGUGCAGUUCGCGCUGGAGCGCGGCAUCCCGGCCGUCUCCGCCGUGAUGGGUACCAAGCGGCUCCCCUUCCCCGGCAACGCCUUCGACGUCGUCCACUGCGCCCGGUGCCGGGUGCCGUGGCACAUCGAGGGCGGCACGCUGCUGCUCGAGGUGAACCGCCUCCUCCGGCCCGGCGGCCUCUUCGUGUGGUCGGCGACGCCCGUGUACCAGAAGGUGCCGGAGGACGUCGAGAUCUGGCACGCGAUGGCGGCGCUCACCAAGUCCAUGUGCUGGGAGAUAGUGAAGAAGACGAGCGACACGGUGGACGAGACCGCCAUGGUGGUGUUCAAGAAGCCGACGAGCAACGAGUGCUACGACGCGAGGACGCGCGCGGAGCCGCCGCUCUGCGGGGCCUCCGACGACCAGGACGCGGCGUGGAACGUCACCCUGCGGCCGUGUAUGCACCGGGUGCCCACCGACGCGUCCGCCCGCGGCUCGCGGUGGCCGACGCAGUGGCCCCAGCGGCUGGCGACGACGCCCUACUGGCUGAGCGCCGACCAGACGGGCGUCUACGGCAAGCCCGCGCCCGCCGACUUCGCCGCGGACCAGGAGCACUGGAGGAAGGUAGUCGACAACUCGUACCGCGACGGCAUGGGCAUCGACUGGAAGAACGUCCGGAACGUCAUGGACAUGAGAGCCGUCUACGGAGGGUUUGCGGCGGCGUUGUCGGACAUGAAGGUGUGGGUGAUGAACGUGGUGACCGUGGACUCGCCGGACACGCUGCCAGUCAUCUACGAGCGCGGGCUGUUCGGGAUGUACCAUGACUGGUGCGAGUCCUUCAGCACUUACCCGAGGUCGUACGACCUCGUCCACGCCAACCACCUCUUCUCCAAGCUGAAGAGUAGGUGCAAGCUGCUGCCGGUGAUCGCCGAGGUGGACCGAGUCCUGAGGCCGGAGGGGAAGCUCAUCGUCCGCGACGACAUGGCGACGGUCAAGGAGGUCCAGAGCAUUGCGAGAUCGUUGCACUGGGAGGUGAGGAUGACCGUGUCCAAGCAGGGGCAGGGGCUGCUCUGCGUCAGGAAGACUAUGUGGCGGCCCACGCAAGUCGAGGCGCUGAGCUAGUGAUCGCAGAACGUGGAAUUAAAGGCGCAUCUGUGUGUUGAGUGCUUUCAGCAUACGCAGGCCCAAAAGCCUUUGGUCUAUGGCUUUGUUUAGGACAGCUGCUGAUUGUGAACAAACAACUUAUUUGCUUCUGGUUGAUGACUGCUUUUAGUUCAUUCUGAACAGCAAUUGAACUAGUAAGCUAAUGCAUAAGUUGCCUGUUUGGCAUAGAUUCUACUUAGCUGUGCCAAACUGGGUCAUAUUGUAAUACCCAAAAGUGUAAACUAUGAAAAUAGAGUUGAUCUCCAUAUUUUGUGGCCUCUACU